AACUCCACUACGCUUCUCUCUCUAUAAUUAUUCUUCUUAAGAGCUUUUUGCUCUAAAACUAGAAUAUUAUUGACUUGGGUGUUGGAGUGUUUUCUCGAGAAAACAUCCUCAGGUAUUUUAGGUGUUGAAGCAGCGAAGGAUCUACACAGUAGGAUUUCGAUUAGCUACCCAAACAUUUGGCGUCAUCUAUGGGAAACGACAAAGAAAUUGUGUUGCUUUACGGAUUAAAGUUAAACAUGAGUGGGCAACCCACGGGAGAUUUUGUCUGUAAUUCUCCUACUUUAAGCAAGGUGGUGGUACCAACAAAACCUAGAGGAAGUGGGAAGCUGAACCCCAAACCUAGCUUGUCAAAGCUCAAUGAGGAGUUAUUAAAGAAGAAUAUUGAGCUCGAAAAGCAACUUGAGGGUUUACAGAAGUCCAUUGAUGAGCUGAAAAGCCCCAGGUUGCGUCAACAAGCUCCCGACCUAGAUAGCGCUACUCUUAACCUACCCAUCACUGUAGAACCUUAUCAAGAAAGGUUCAAGAUUCCCCAUUUAGAAAUGUAUGAUGGCUCCAGUGACCCAGAUGAACAUAUGCAUACUUACCAGGCCAUCAUGAAGAUACAAACGCAACGAAUGCCAUGAUGUGCAAAGUAUUUCCAGUAACUUUAAAGUCAACUGCUAGAAGGUGGUAUCACAAACUCCCCAAGCAUUCCAUCACCUCUUAUCCUCAACUAUUUACUUUGUUCUCCAACAAGUUUGUGAGUCAACGAGAAAUAAAGUGCACAGCCACUA
Messenger RNA from Rubroshorea leprosula, 773 nucleotides. NCBI's taxonomy places the organism in Eukaryota, Viridiplantae, Streptophyta, Magnoliopsida, Malvales, Dipterocarpaceae. The record is from the annotation of a GenBank genome assembly.